Molecule: messenger RNA, 1278 nt
Organism: Camelina sativa (false flax)
Lineage: Eukaryota; Viridiplantae; Streptophyta; Magnoliopsida; Brassicales; Brassicaceae
Product: nudix hydrolase 7
Molecular function (GO): ADP-ribose diphosphatase activity; NADH pyrophosphatase activity; NAD binding
Source: RefSeq, a predicted model, not a curated record
AGGAAGGUUCCUUUCUUUCCUUUCUCCAUCUCCCUCACUUGACUUAACGUCUCUCUCUUCCUCUCUUCACGCCAUCUCCGUUGGCCGUCGCCGCCUCAGAGGAGAGAUCUGGCAUUAACGACGUCGUUGAUUCUGUGUGAGUAAGUCAUAGCUCGUCAUCGUCAUCUGCUACCUAAUUCUUCAAUUUUUGCCGUCAGAUGGAUAGUAGAGCUAAGCAGAUCAGUUUACUUGAUGGAAAGAUUGACAACUACGAUGGCGUUACGGUAAACAUGGAAGAACCCAUGAGUGCUGAGGUUUUUACACAACGGCUUAGGGCUUCUCUUUCGCAUUGGAGAGACGAGGGUAAGAAAGGAAUUUGGAUAAAGCUGCCUAUUCAAUUAGCCAAUCUUGUGGAGGCUGCAGUUACAGAAGGGUUUAGAUAUCACCACGCCGAGCCUGAUUACUUGAUGCUUGUAUCUUGGAUCUCUCCCAGUCUUGAUACCAUCCCAGCCAAUGCUUCUCAUGUUGUAGGUGUUGGUGCUUUGGUCUUCAACAAGAAGACUGCCAAAGUCCUCGUAGUCCAGGAAAGAGGUGGUCGUUUCAGAGGUACUAAUGUGUGGAAGCUACCUACCGGUGUUAUCAACGAGGGUGAAGAUAUCUGUGAUGGAGUAGUUAGGGAACUGGAAGAAGAAACUGGAAUUAUUGCAGAAUUUGUUGAAGUGUUGUCUUUCAGACAAAGCCACAACGCAUUCUUGAAAAAGAAAUCGGAUCUGUUUUUCUUGUGUGUCUUAACUCCGCUCUCCUAUGAAAUCACUAAACAAAACUCUGAGAUCUUGGACGCUAAGUGGAUGCCGGUACAAGAAUACAUAGACCAACCGUUUAACCAGAAGAACGAAAUGUUCAAGUUCAUGGCUAAUAUCAGCCAAAAGAAAUGUGAGGAAGAUUACUUGGGAUUCUCCAUUGUGCCAACUAGCACAUCAUCUGGUAAAAAGAGCUUUCUCUACUGCAAUGCUGAUCACGCCAAUCGCCUUAAAGCAUCGCGUGACCAAGCCUCCACUUCUCUCUGAUAACAUGCCAUCUCAUUCUGUUUGAACUCGUAGUCUUUUUAUUCUAUUUUCAGUUAUUGCUUCCUUCUCCCAAUGCUUAAGUGCUUUUUAUAGAUAUACUCCGCUUGGUUUAUUUUUCAACCGUAACCUGAUUUAAAUUCUCAGUUGUAUUCUUGCCCAAGUGCACUACACACUGGUGAUAAAAUGUAGAAUCUAAAAAGUGUUAAGGCCUUUCAAGGGUGCUAUUAUAUAA